UCUGUGUCAAGUGCGCGGCGUAGCACCCUCGCAGCGACAGUAGGGGUCGAGCUGCGUGCCCCAGUGUGUGUGUGUCUUGCUUCUCGCCUCGUUCUGUUUAUUGUCGUAAAUUUAUGACAGGAAACUUGAAAAACUGUGAAAGAAGAGUAAAUCACCCUCAGUAGUGAAAUACCGACAAUAUGUUAUGUUACUGAAAGGAACAAUUCAUCGCUGCUAAUAGAGCAAAUUUAGCGUGUGAACAGAACCAGGACAUAAAGCACACAAAUAUAAAGUCAAGAAAGUGUUUUGGAAAGUGUGCGUGUGUGUAGAGGAGAAAGAGGUGUUACGCUGCAUCAGUGAGUGUGUGUGGGAAGGAAAAAUCACACUUAUCGCGACAGCAAUUUUCGGAAGACUCCACGAUGGGCUCCCUGUGGAUGGACAAAGGAACAGUGACCUUUGAGGAAAAAUGGCCCACCAUGCGCCCGACGGUGCUGAAGCUGCUGCGGCAGGAGCCGGUGAGCCGCGCCGAGUGGCAGGACCUUUUUUGGGCCGUCCACAAGGUGUGCCUCUGGGACGAAAAGGGGCCGCCCAAGGUACAGAAGGCACUGCAGGAUGACAUACUCGACUUUAUCACCCACGCACAGGCGCGCGUCCUGGACCAACACGAGAACCAGGCACUCCUGAAGGCGUACAUCACAGAGUGGCGCAAGUUCUUCCAGCAAUGUAACUACCUGCCGCUGCCCUUCAACCAGCUGGAGUCCGCCCUCGCUGGCAAGACCACCACCUCCGUGUCCAAGAAAGUGCAGAAUGAUGAUGCUAUCGUGAGGAAGCUCAUGUUGGACAGCUGGAACGCGUCAAUCUUCAGCAACAUCAAGCAGCGGCUGCAGGACUCCGCCAUGAAGCUGGUGCACGCCGAGCGGAACGGUGAGGCCUUUGACUCCCAGCUGGUCAUCGGCGUCCGGGAAUCGUACGUCAACCUGUCGUCCAGCGCCGGCGACAAGCUGCAGAUAUACACCGAAAACUUUGAGAAGGCAUACAUUGAGGCAACAAAGGCGUUCUACCGAGUCAAGGCACCGCAGUACCUUGAGGCGAAUGGCGUGCAGAACUACAUGAAAUACGCUGAGCUUAAACUGCGCGAGGAGGAACAGCGCGGCGAAAAGUACCUCGAGUCCUUCAGCGGAUCACUGCAGAAC
Eriocheir sinensis (Chinese mitten crab) is the source of this 1172-nucleotide messenger RNA. Its product is annotated as cullin-5-like. The record is from RefSeq and is a predicted model, not a curated record. NCBI's taxonomy places the organism in Eukaryota, Metazoa, Arthropoda, Malacostraca, Decapoda, Varunidae. Gene Ontology annotation, cellular component: Cul5-RING ubiquitin ligase complex; SCF ubiquitin ligase complex. Gene Ontology annotation, molecular function: ubiquitin protein ligase binding. Gene Ontology annotation, biological process: protein ubiquitination; SCF-dependent proteasomal ubiquitin-dependent protein catabolic process.